CAAGCUCUUCUUUUGUAGAGAAUAUGUGAAGAUUACAAAUUACACUGUGGAAAAGAUUGAUAAAUUGGUGCAUUAAGAUUGAAAAAUAUAAGAUUGAAUGGUUUGUGAAGAAUAUGUAAAUAUUUAACUUUGAAAAAAUUGAGGCAUCAAAAUAGAGGCAUAAUAUAGGAGGUUGAAUUUCAGUCACAUACAAAUUAAUUUCUCAUUAUUGAAUUGGAAGUGAGAAGUCGGAGGAUCUGGACGAAAAAGAGGAAGAAGAAGAUAAUAAGGAGAAAAAUGAUGUAAAUUAAUGUAUCAUCACACAUUGAAAAAAUUCCUGAGCCUAGUCAAAAGUGAUUAAUCAUUAUGAAUGUUUCUAACAAUUUUCAACCUGUUUGGAUUUUAACUUGAAGUAAGACCUGGUCUUCACCCUUUCUAGUAUUUAUUUCCUGUCUCCAGCUGGAAUUUAUUUUAACUUAGAAGUAGACUAACAUGUGGUCUUUACCCUUUCAAGUAUUUAUCUCCCGUCUUUAGCUGGCAUUUAUUCAAUGAUGAAUGUUAGAGCUUCGUCAAGUAUAAUUCCUUGAGUUCAUCUCUCAAGGUCACUCAAGGUUGAAUUCAUUGAUCGAUCAUUUACUCUGUAAAUGAAUCAUGGAAGAUUCAAUAAUGUACCUUGAUCUACUUCCUUAUGAGCAGAGAGUCAAGAUUUAAUUUGAAAACAGUUUUUAAAGUCCCCCAGAAAUAGUGAUCCUGUUGUCUAGUCAAAAGUUAUCAAUCAUCCACUCUAAAUUAAUCAUGAAAGCCACCAAUGAUCCUUAAUCUACUCCCUCAUGAGAAGAAAAUCAUGUUACAAUUUUGAAAACAAUCUCCACAGUCCCGCAAACAUCAAUAUUCUGGAAUCUAGUCAAAAGUGAUCAGUCCUGUGUUUAGUCACAAGUGUAGUGUCCUGUGUCUAGUCAGUGGUGCUGUUAGUUAUGGAAGCGGCCACCAGAUGGGAACAGCUGAUCAGUUCGACCUUGACGCCAACAACAGCUGUUGCAGUGAAGUUGGCCGUGACCCCAGACCAGGACGAGAAUGACGUUACGGGACCAGCUGAUCACCAACACAAGACACAAAAUGGCGGCCUGCUGGGAUCACUGCGCCAUCUACCGGGGAUCAGUCGAUUUACAAGCUCCACCAAUAGCGAGCAGCGGUCUCCUCUGUUCAGAUACCGGCAGACACGGUUCAGCUCCCGUAGAGUGAGAAGAAGAGUGGUCUUCAAACAUGGCGACUGCAACGUUGUUCAAGGCAAUGUUGCUAAAAGGAGAAGAAAAUAUUUACAGGACAUCUUCACGACCCUAGUAGACGCCCAGUGGAGAUGGACUCUGCUAGUGUUCGCUAUGAACUUCUUCCUAUCGUGGCUGGGUUUCGCCAUCAUCUGGUGGCUGAUUGUGUUCUGGCAUGGCGACCUGGAACCCACAGCUCAGGCCAACUCAAGUUGGGUGCCCUGUGUCAGGGAUGUAAACACGUUCACGUCAUGCUUCCUGUUUAGUGUCGAGACUCAGCAUACUAUAGGUCAGUGCAUCGAAAAAAGCUCCACUUCCAAAAUAAAUUCUGAAAACGAAAACCAUUGGUUCCUCCGAAGGUUUGCACAAAUAACUAAUUCCAAUCUGUUCUUAAAUCUAUAUUAUUCUAUUCUAUUUCUAUUUAUUCUAAUUGUAUCUAUUCUGUUGCAGCGUGACGGACAGUUAUGUCUGAUGUUUAGGGUAGGUGACAUGCGCAAAUCACACAUCAUUGAGGCUCAUGUCAGGGCGCAGUUGAUCAAGAAAAAGGUUACCAGAGAAGGCGAGGUAUUGCCUUUCUAUCAGCAAGAGCUGAAGGUCGGUGGAGAUGGUGAGGAAGAUAAAAUCUUCUUCAUUUGGCCGACCACCAUUGUACAUAAAAUCACACCGUCUAGUCCGCUCUACAACCUCUCAGCUUCCGACAUGCUGCGGGAGAGGUUCGAAAUUGUCGUCAUUCUAGAAGGUGUGAUAGAGUCAACAGGCAUGACGACACAAGCGAGGUCUUCCUACCUGCCCAACGAAAUCCUUUGGGGCCAUCGGUUCGAACCGUUGGUGUCCUUCAAGAAAGAGACUGGAGAGCAUGAGGUGGACUACAACCUGUUCAACAACACCUACGAGGUUGAUACACCUCUGUGCAGUGCUCAGUCGCUAGAUCGGGUCAUAGGGCUGCAUCAGCAUAACUCAGACCUGCAAAAGUACGGCAUCUCCACGACAACCAAUACGAGCCUGGAAUCGAACAGUCUGUCGGACAGUAACCGGGGAGACAGCAACCAUAAUCACAACAACGGCAACCAGGAUUGUGUCGUAGAAAUGCAGCAUGUCAUGCUUCACCCUCAUCAGCUUCCUGGGCCUGAGUCACGGAUCUGACACCAGCUCAGGUCAAGAUGAUCUCAAUCAAGGGAGAAAGAAAACUUCGGUGAUAAUUAGUGUCAAAUUCGAUACAUUAUUAGGCCUAACUCUUCCUAUAUUUGCCAAAAACUUGCCAAAUAUUCCGCCGCGUUUAAUUCAACGAUUUGUAAAUGUACAGCGCGUUUUUACACGCACAAUAAUUAUUACUUUGUGACUGAUAAUAAAUAUUACGUAGACCUAGACCGGUGUGAGAAGGAACUGUGUGUGAAGAAAACUAAGAAGAGCUUUAUAUAUUUUGAAUUUAUUUCUAUUUGUAAAUGAACUACAACACUGUUCCGUCCGUAUGUUUGAAAUUUGUGUAGAUACCGCGGAUAUCUCGACAACAUUGAUUCUCGUGUCUUUCUAUUGCCGUAAUAUCAUAUCUUCGAUUUUGUGCGU
Molecule: messenger RNA, 2807 nt
Organism: Nilaparvata lugens (brown planthopper)
Lineage: Eukaryota; Metazoa; Arthropoda; Insecta; Hemiptera; Delphacidae
Product: G protein-activated inward rectifier potassium channel 3
Exons: 8
Coding region: 954-2387 (477 amino acids)
Biological process (GO): potassium ion import across plasma membrane; regulation of monoatomic ion transmembrane transport
Cellular component (GO): plasma membrane
Molecular function (GO): inward rectifier potassium channel activity
Source: RefSeq, a predicted model, not a curated record